Molecule: messenger RNA, 6086 nt
Organism: Xenopus laevis (African clawed frog)
Lineage: Eukaryota; Metazoa; Chordata; Amphibia; Anura; Pipidae
Gene: hgsnat.L
Product: heparan-alpha-glucosaminide N-acetyltransferase L homeolog
Exons: 18
Coding region: 461-2353 (630 amino acids)
Source: RefSeq, a predicted model, not a curated record
CCUGAAGCCGCUGAUUGCUCGGUGCGCUUGCGCAUACGUACGAAUGACGUCACCGAAUUUCGCAGAGAAUCUGUAUACUGGUAUAGGCUGCUGGGAGAGUAGGUGGAUUCUGCUGUUUCCGACUAGUUGUUACGCCUGUGCAUAGAAGUACUUUUACGACUGAGAAAAAUGGAUUUAGAAUGAGAGUAGGGGCUGGGCAGAAACACUAAGCAAAUACAAAAUUGUGACCAGUUAGAUACACUCGUUGUACAAUACACACAAAAUGUUCAUCUGGGUAUGAGGUCAUUGUAGGGUGUGGGGCUGAAUCGUACCAGGCAGAUUGAGAGAGAGAAUUUGUACACAAAUCCCAGAGCUGGAAAGCAGAGAGGAAGUCAGGAGACGACGGCUAAGGCGAAAGAAGAGGUGGAAAACCCCAAAUAGUCAAGCUGGGGGCAGCAGCCCUGACUACUUGUAUUUGUACAUGAUGAGGUCGAUAUUCUCCCCUUGCGCUUCUACCCACUGGUUUCUUCUAGUCUUUGCCCUGUGCAUGAUUCUGCUGGGUACCUGCGCCAGUUCUUUCAUAAACCUACCUACAGAAAAUGUCUUUAGAAGACCAUCUAAUUUGAAGAUGGAUCAGGCAUUGCUACUUAUUAACAAUGCUUUACAUCAUGAGGGAUUUGUUGUCUACUGGAGAUCUGACCAGUGCUACCAGUGCCUGUAUCAGACUUUAGUAAGAAUCGGGGCAACCGAGGAAAAUGGAAACCAAGUAGCUACAGUUAUUGAAACUCAGCAUCCCGUUACUCUAAUAUUGAAUGACACUUCAGGACAAAAGGAACUCUGCCAAAUGCACUAUCACUUUAGGGAAUUUGGUAACUAUUCAUUGUGGGUGAAGAACAACCUUUCUAGUAGUGAUAAUGUAACAUGUGAAAUAAUUAUUAACCAAAAUCCUGCCUACAGUUACAUACCAAUUCUCAUUGCUGUCCUUAUCUAUAUGGGCAUUAUUAUAAUUGUGUCUCUGGGAAAGUUUCUGUUAAGACUUAAUCUUGUCCGAAAUUGGUUGUAUAAAAAGAUGAACCCCAUUGAAACGGACCGUCUUGUUAAUUCGGAACUGGGUUCCCCUAACAGGGCAGAUCUCUCUUGCCAGGAAACAUAUUCAAGAGCUUGGAAUCCUCCAGUUCAAAGACUUCGUUCACUGGACACUUUUAGAGGGCUUGCUCUUACAAUCAUGGUUUUUGUCAAUUACGGUGGAGGAAGCUAUUGGUUCUUCAAACAUCAGAGCUGGAAUGGUUUGACCAUAGCAGAUCUGGUUUUUCCAUGGUUUGUGUUUAUUAUGGGAACAUCAAUUUAUCUUUCCUUGAAUUCCAUGCUACAAAAAGGCAGCUCCAAGUGGAAUCUGUUUGGAAAAGUGUUGUGGAGGAGUGUUCAACUGUUUCUUAUUGGUUUAUUUGUGAUAAAUGAAAACUAUUGCCGUGGUCCUUUAUCUUUUAGUGAAAUUCGUAUUAUGGGUGUUCUACAGCGACUCAGCCUCACAUAUCUAGCAGUUUCUGUUUUGGAAUUAAUCUUCGCCAAACCAACAUCUAUUGCAAUGACACAGAACCAAACAUGUUUACUGUUGCAAGAUGUACUUUCACACUGGCCUAACUGGAUUGUAAUAUUGGCAUUAGAAGCAGUAUGGCUGUGUUUGACUCUGUUGCUACAAGUUCCAGACUGUCCUUUAGGGUAUUUGGGACCUGGUGGAAUUGGAGAUUUUGGAAAAUUUCCUAAUUGUACAGGUGGUGCAGCUGGUUAUAUUGAUCGUACAAUCCUGGGACAAGAGCACAUUUAUCAACAUCCAACAUCCAAUGUUAUUUUUAAAUCAACAAUGCCGUACGACCCAGAAGGGCUACUGGGAACUAUCAAUUCUGUAGUGAUGGCUUUUUUUGGCCUUCAGGCUGGGAUAGUACUUGUAUUUUACAAAAAUCAGCACAAAUCUGUGUUAGUGAGAUUUUUUUCAUGGGCCAUUAUCAUGGGUGUUCUGUCAGCGGUUUUAACAAAAUGUUCUACAAAUGAAGGGAUCAUUCCGGUGAAUAAAAAUCUCUGGUCUAUCUCAUAUGUCACUACCCUUAGCUGCUUUGCCUUCUUCCUUUUAAUGAUCAUAUAUUUCCUAGUGGAUGUAAAGAAAUUAUGGUCCGGGGCUCCAUUUUACUAUCCAGGGAUGAACUCUAUACUGAUAUAUGUUGGCCAUGAAGUGUUUGAAAAUUAUUUCCCAUUCAAAUGGAAGAUGCAAGACAGUCAGUCACAUGGCGAGCACCUGACACAGAACUUGCUGGCUACAUCCCUCUGGGUACUGAUCUCCUAUAUCCUGUAUAGAAAAAAGAUUUUUUGGAAAAUCUGAGAACGUUUCAAUUACUUUUAAGUAUUUGUGCCACCCUUAUAGAUAUCCCAUUUUCUAAAAAAUAUUUUAUUUCCAAACGCUAUUUUAGCUGUGGCAGUAUAUUUAUAUUUUUCUUUGCAUGAACGUGAUAUUAUCAGGCAGAAAAUACUGUUAGAGGGGAAAACUGUGCUUAUAAACUUAUCAUUGUCCAUUCACAGUUCUUGCUUCCCACUAACAAGAAAUUAUCAUUGUCUAAUCUCCCAAAAGUGCUGCAUUUAUUGGGAAGGGAACAACAAUGAUCACUUCACAAUACAUUUUUGAGGGAAUCGCUUCUAUUCUGCACUUUUUCAUUUUUUGUUUGUGGUUAUUGGCCCAUUUACCAGAUGAAUACAGAUACAUCCAUUGCUGAAAUAGAACUGUUACUCAGCUUUGUAGCAUCAAAGAAGAAGGAAAGUCACAAUCAUUGGGGGUUCCAAAAAUUACCACCCCCGCAGUUAUUGCAUUCCCUUAUCUGAUACCCUGGGACAGUGCUCCUAUCAGCAGAAAACUGCACCGGCCCAGGAUUCUUCUCAUCGAGCACCAUGGAGCCAUCCUCCUGCUUAAUCUUUCUUCAAGUGGGUGCACAUGCUCAGUACAUUGAAAAGCUGUACUUUAACAAAAAAGCAGGCCCUGGGGUAGCAAAGAAAGAACAAGCAACAAGAGGGUUGCUCCAUGGCGCUUGCUUAGAAGAACUCCGGACCAGUGCAGUUUUAUGCUGAUAGGCUUCAGGUAAUUGAAUAGAAUCACUGAGGAGAGCCUAACUUUUGGCACCCCUCCCCCAGUGAUUACGACUUUUCUUCCCUUUUGAUUGCAAUGGUAAUCAAUAUGAUUAGGGCUAUCCUUCUGAGAGUGGAAGAAAGCUUUAACCCAGCACUGCUCUUAAUUCUCUUCAAGUUAUGCUACAUAACCUGUGCCUCCAGCUGGAUGCUACUGAACUUCAAGAAUGUCAAAGUGCUAAAUUCUGAUAUAUUGUACAUAGUAGAUUUUUUUAAACAUUAAGCCACAUUGCAAAAAUGCAUAUUAUGUAUUACAAUGCGUAGGUGAACCCUUUCAGUGCAGGUGAUUGACACAAGAUGUGCACAAACUGCCAUGAAACCUUUUUUACAUUUUUGUGCUCUUUUGGAGAGUUCGGAAAAGUAAGCAGGAAUCAGCCUUUUGUUGCCUCGUUGUACCAUUUGUUCAAGCACAAAAAUUAUUAUAAUCCUGGGCAUGGUACUCAAAUCUAGUUUUCAAAUAUAUAGUGAUUCUUUUUUUUUGGAGUAAAUGAUGUGCUUUUAUACUUUAAGCUGUUGCUCAGCAACAAAAUUUGCAGUAAAAAAAUAAAUUCCUGAUACUGAUAUUGGUUAUAUGCUACCACAGCUGGCCAUAAGGUGUCAUCCUGUGGGAUUUCAUUCCUAGUAAUGCCAUGAUCAUGAUCAGUGUACUACAGCUACUGUUAGCUGGGAAUAUUUCACACGUUUCAAUACUAAUUUUUGUAGAAAUUACCCACUGCCAGGCUGCAAUGUUAUGUAAGCUCUAGGGCUAUACACUAGUGGCGGGUGGGUUGACAACAAUUUGACCCACACUCGGGCAGCACCUCUAUUUAAAAACCGCGCCCAACCCGCCUGUCGCUGAUGCGGGGCAGGCGCAUGCCUAUAAAUUGAGGCUGACGCAGCCAAAAGCUGACAGGUCGUGGGCAGGGGAGAGUGGAAAAAGAGCUCAACCCUCAGAAUGUGUGUCGUAAAGCUGCGGGUGUCAGCCCUCCCAGCACAUCACUACACACUACAUACACUGUCGAUAUUCCACACUUAGCGCAUAGUUAUUAUUCUGUGUAAAACAAAAUUUGCAGAAAAAAAACAGUAUAAAAAGCUUUGUAAAAAUCAUGAAAUCAUCAAGGUGUGUGUGUAAUUGUACAUGGCAUACAAUUACACAUACCUUGAUAAAUUUGCCAGUUAUUUAAAACGCCAAAUUUGUCGCCAUUAUUUUAUAUUGCUUCCGGCAGAAGUUACUCAAAAAAGUGCAUAAAAAUUUGACACUGUUUUUUACGCGGUGAAGCCUGGCUAUGCGUGGUGUAUUGUCCUGCAGUUUUUUUUGUUUUAUUUGUACACAGCAUAAUAAAUAUACUCCGUUUAAUGCACUUACCCAGUGGAGUUAUGGGGAAUACUUACUAUAAGGGACAGAUGUUUUGUGAAUGUUUUUUUUUUAGCUGCAAAUAACAGUAUGUCUGCAUUUUGUGGCCACUGGGGGGGAAGCACUCUCUGGUUGGUAUUACCAGGAAGGGAACUUCAUGUGACUUUCUGAUCAACUAAUACAUAAUCGGUUAACUGCAUUUAUGUUUUGCAUUGUGUUUAUGAACACAAAUGUGAUUGUUAAACAUCAGGCAGUUAUAUGACUGAUUAUUAUCUGAUUACUAUUUAACAGCAGUACCUCCACUUAUGAAUACUCCUCUCAAAAGUGCAUAUAAUGAGGAACCAAUAUGGCCCAUUUAUGGAAACCAAGAAAGUUCCUUUCUUUUUUCCUUGCUAUUAGCAAUGUAAUGUGGUAAUAAAUAUAAAGCUUGUUGAUAAGUUUGCUGUUAUAUAUAGUGAGGAAAUAUUCAAUAAAUAUUCUAUACAAAAAAACAAGGACCAAAGUAUUGGGAUCUCUUUAACAGCUUUCUUAUGAAACCAAAAGGGGAUCUAGAGCAGUUGGAGGUGCACAGAUGCAAAUACCUUAUGGGAUUUAUGUAAUGAAAGGAGAAAUAUUUUCUACAGGUCUAAUCAAUUAUAGUAACCAAUCAGCAGGUAGCAUUUACUGGACAUAGUAAAGGGUUAAUGCAACGGGGUUACUGCUCCUGGCUAAACUUUCUUCCUUACAUACACAGGGUUGCAGCCUACAUUUUUGGCAUUUCUGAAACUUUUCUGUAACCAAAUAUAUGUGCUUGACAGUUAAAGGGUUAGUUUACCUUUAGUGUACCUUGGAGUAUGAUGUUGACUGAUAUUCUGAGAUGAUUUGCAAUUGGUCUAUAUUUAUUAUUCUUGUGUUUUUUUAAAUUAUUUAGCUUUUUGUUCAGCAGCUCUCCAGUUUGGAUUUUCAGCAGCUAUCUAGGUCAGUGACCCCCCCCAUUUGAAAACUGGCAAGAGGCAGAAGAGAAAAGCAAAUACAAUAGAACCCCCAUUUUACAGGGGACCAGAAAAAAAUGGUGUAGAUUCAGGAACAUGUAAAAUCAGGGAAAUAUAUUAUGCAUAAUAUAUAGGUGGGACCACAAAACAACAAUGUAAAAUGAGGGAAAACUUAAAAUUAGGAUAUGUAAAAUGGGGGUUCUACUGUAAUCCAGGACUCUGUGCUGUUAGUGCCUUAUGUAGCUAGCAUCAGAAGGCCAUAAUGAUGUUCAGAUUAGGAAAGUGAUAAACUGUUGAAUCAAAAUUGGCAAUGUGAUUGUGUUCUUCAAAUGAUGAUCCAGCCUAGGCAUGAUAUUGGGGUUAGCCCCAAAGUACAACUCUUAAACAGCGUCUGCUUAAUUGUUCUACCCACAGGUAUUGAAUAUCUUCACAUGGGCAUGGCGAUGAUAGCAUCUCUUUACUAACUGCACAUUCCAUUUGUAAUAAAACUAAGGUUUACUAAUAUCCCAACCUGUCAGACAAAAGGGACCAUGAUUCUGUUUUAUUUUAUAACUUCAUUCAGAUUUGUAAUUUGAUUUUGAAUAAAUGUAUUUUUAUUGGCUCUGAUUUUGUAAAAUAAAGUUCAUUUAAUAUUG